AUGAAUAAUCAAUUGAUAGUGCAACUGAUGAACAAAGUAUUACCAUUUCCAUCAGUCAUUAUGAAUGCAUUCAGUAAUUGGACUGAAUUGAAUACACCGUGGGAUACUUUAAUCGACUGUAUACUGGUUGAUACAAAACAUCCUGAUGCAAGUUAUCUGGCAUGUUGGAUUUCAAAACUGUAUGGAAUUUUAUUUGGUUAUGUAUAUCCAAUUAUUGGAACAUUGAAUUUAAUGACUAAUACUAUUGUAGCGGUGAUAUUUCUGUUGUUAAUUCACCCGAAAAAUCGAUAUUUUAUAUUUUUAGGCAUUCUUGCCAUUGCCGAUAUUGGCAUGAAUAUUUUUAUUGGUUGGUUAGGAUUAUUUCCAGCUUAUGGUUUACCAUAUAUAUCAUCUGGAACAAUAUAUUAUUUUAUUUUAACAAUAUCUAGUUUAUAUUGUCGUUUGUUUAAAUCAAUUCAAAUGUUUUGGUGUAAUCUACGCGGGAAUAUGUAUAUCCUACUAGCUUUUGAUCGUUUACUAUUAAUGCAAAAACCAAUAAUUCAAAAAAUCUCUUCAAAACAUUAUACUGGAAUACUACUUAUCAUAACCAUCAUAAUAAGUAGUAUAAUGAUAGCACCAAUUGUUAUUUAUACCGAUUUAUUUGCAAAUCAACAAUUGAUUACAUGUUGGUUUACUGAUUAUUCAACAAUAUUAACAUUUUAUGAAGUAUUAUUUUCAAAUUCAUGUUUAUUUCAAUUAACUUUUGUCAGUUUGAUUGAUAUUAUUUUCUUAGUGAAAAUUAUCCAUUGGUCACAUGAACAUUGUCGAAUGACAAAGCAUCAUACAACAAUAACAACAACAACAACAACAACAACAACGGUGAAUUUGAAAUCAAAACAAAUUUCAAAAAUUAUCACACUACUAUUAUUGAAUAUUUUAUCAUUUAUAUGUUCAGCGCCUAGUGGAAUAUUUUAUAUGAUUUUAGCUAGUAAUCAAGUGCCAAAAAUGGAACUUGUACGUUUAUUGAUCAUUUUGAUACAUAUAUCAUGGAGUUUAAUCCUGCUACAAUCAUCAUUUAAUAUUCUGUUGUAUUAUAAACGUAUAGAGAAAUUUCGACAUGUUUUAUUGAAAUUAACUUUUAUUAAAUUUAUUCGGAUGAAAUUAUUUACUACUAAUACUGCAACUACUAACACUGCUACUACUACUACUACUACCACUAAUACUACUACUAAUACUACUAAUACUACUACUAAUAUUACUCAUGGAUUUUCAACAAUCAAUUCAACAUUUUAA
This is a messenger RNA of Schistosoma turkestanicum, 1272 nucleotides long. The record is from the annotation of a GenBank genome assembly. Lineage: Eukaryota; Metazoa; Platyhelminthes; Trematoda; Strigeidida; Schistosomatidae.